This is a messenger RNA of Brassica oleracea var. oleracea, 594 nucleotides long. RefSeq lists its product as uncharacterized. The record is from RefSeq and is a predicted model, not a curated record. Lineage: Eukaryota; Viridiplantae; Streptophyta; Magnoliopsida; Brassicales; Brassicaceae. Bases 1 to 594 code for a protein of 197 amino acids. The transcript has a single exon.
AUGUGUGGCUAUCUUCUCGCCUCAAGUAAUGAAGACAGACAAGUUCAUGAACAAAGGGUAAUCUCCUCUGGUAAAGAAGUAGAACAGAAUCCCAUCACCCAGAAGUCAGUUCUUCAACUCAUUCUACCUCAUGUCUUUACUAAAGAUUUGAAUAAAGGAAAAGGUCUAGUCUUUAGUUACGAUAAAGGCGAUCUGGCGCUACAGUCUCACUUCUCCAGUUCUCACCCUAAGCUCAUGGCAUCAGCAAUAUCAGCAGGACAGUCAAUGAUCAACCCAACUACAAACGUGUUUUGUCGACUGACUUUGCAAGUUCAUGAAAGCUCUAUGGUUCAACAAUCAAGCUAUCCUUUAAUCUUCUCAUCUAAGGCAACAACGACUCAAACAAAAAGUAAAAGGACGCCAGGAAGAUAUAUGAAGACUACUAAACCACUGAAGAACACUCAAGAAGUAUCAGAAUCCCUUGGAAUACAAGCUCGUCCUAAAGGGAGUGUGAAGAAAAAGAGAAAGGCUGAAGGUGAUUUGGCGGGUGCAUCCAAGGCUACUAAGAGCAAUGCAUCAAUGAUGGUCCCACAUGAGAGACCGUCCAACGCUUAA